AUGGAAUGGUUUGAAAAAUACGGCCCCAUAGUGAGCCUCAAGCAGGGCAGCGUGGAUGUGGUGAUGCUGAGCGACUACGAGCUGAUCAAAGAGCUGUUCUCAAUGCCACAACUCCAGUACCGCCCGACAACAUGGGGCCAGAGCUCCCGAGAGAAAGGUUUAACGGCACUAAAUGGAGAAGCGUGGAAGCAAAACCGGGAGUUUUCGAUGAGAGCAUUGGCUAAACUAGGAUAUGGAACGGAAGUCAUGCGUCAGUACAUUCAGGAAGAAGCUUGCUACUUGUCUGACUUCCUGGAGCGCCAACAUGGAUGCCCCGUAUCCUCGUUCCCAGUCGCGCACAAGAGCCAUAUAAACACCAUGUGUCGCUUCUUGCUGGGUUACCGCUUCGACCUCGACGAUCCGCAAUUUGUCCCGAUACACGAAGCCCUGUCGGGUUUCCGGCUACAGUCAGCUGCUGCACCAGUCGAACAUCGCGCGGCUUGGCUCCGCCGCACGAUCAUCGACCGCCUAUGGCCAAGUUCUGUAAGCGCAAGCCGUCACCGCCUGCUGACUUCACUGAACACCGUUGUAAGAGAUCUAAUUGCUCUUAAUGAAGGCAGUAACAUGGGGGAACGUGACAAGAGCUACGUUGACAUCUACAAAGCGAAAAUGCGCGAAGCGGAGAAAAAUAACAAUCCGUACUUCACAGUGGACAACCUCGCUGGUAAUAUGUGCGACAUAGUGCUGGGCUCAGCGACCAGCACUAACGUGUACCUGCAUUGGAACCUACUCAACCUCGCAAGUCGUGCCGACGAUCUACAGGCGGAGCUGCAAAGGGAGAUUGACCGCGUGGUGGGACGCAGUCGUUCACCCUGCUGGGAGGACCACAAGCGCAUGCCACUCACAAUGGCCACCAUAUGGGAAAUGUUCCGCUGGAAAGUUGCGGCGCCAUUCAACCUACCACGAGGCGUUGGCGAAGACAUGAAGUUCAAGCAGUACAGUUUGCUGAAGGAUACCGUCGUUUUCCCGAACCUCGUGGCAGUCCACAGGAACAGGAAAUUAUGGAAUGACCCGGACGCCUUUGAUCCUUCACGUUUCCUGAGAGGUGAUGGGAAAGCUCAGACGACGAGACCUGAGGGGCUGCUGACAUUUUCUGUUGGAAAGCGAAUGUGCCCUGGAGAAGCAAUGGCCAUUUCCCAGAUAUUUCUCUUCAUGACGACGCUCCUUCAUCGUUUUUGCAUCUUUCCUGUGGAUGGCGAAACGUACAGCAUUUCGCCAUUCGGGCCAUCUUUGGAACUAGCGGACACAAAGCUUCGAUUUAUUGCCCGGUCAACAGGAAGGGAAAGCCAUUGUUGAAACAAUGCGUUCUAAGAGUAAUGUCAGAACAUUACUCAGCAUUUCUAUACUGGUCUAAGCAUCUAUGUUUAUCAAAAUGCCAAGGUAGGCGCAAGUGCAUGAUCUUCAAGAACAAAUGCAUCUGCUAUUGCGUUUACGUUGCUAUGUAGGAAGGCUGAGCGCUCGGGGAUGUAUAUUUCGGAGGAAAUGAACCGUUCUCGAAAAUCAUAUGUUUGAGAUAAUAUCGUUACCGGUGUGCAGA
This is a messenger RNA of Rhipicephalus sanguineus (brown dog tick), 1576 nucleotides long. Its product is annotated as cytochrome P450 2H2-like. Bases 1 to 1335 code for a protein of 444 amino acids. The transcript is spliced from 8 exons. Gene Ontology annotation, molecular function: iron ion binding; monooxygenase activity; oxidoreductase activity, acting on paired donors, with incorporation or reduction of molecular oxygen. NCBI's taxonomy places the organism in Eukaryota, Metazoa, Arthropoda, Arachnida, Ixodida, Ixodidae. The record is from RefSeq and is a predicted model, not a curated record.